Molecule: messenger RNA, 1729 nt
Organism: Tribolium madens (black flour beetle)
Lineage: Eukaryota; Metazoa; Arthropoda; Insecta; Coleoptera; Tenebrionidae
Product: major facilitator superfamily domain-containing protein 12-like
Exons: 8
Coding region: 152-1531 (459 amino acids)
Biological process (GO): carbohydrate transport
Cellular component (GO): membrane
Molecular function (GO): symporter activity
Source: RefSeq, a predicted model, not a curated record
UUUGACAGAAUUCGUAAUGACUUGUCACUCGAUUGUAAAUAUUAUUAUUUUUUAAUAUUUUUUCCUUAUCUACAAUGUUUAUAUAAUAAUGUUUGGGAAAGGUUAGGGGUGGUUCAUUAAAUUAAAAUUACUCCACAAAUUAGCUGUAACAAUGGAAGUUAGUAGUCAACACUUGUUAAGUAACGAAUAUACGGAAGUUUACCGGCGACUACCCUUAAAACUACAACUUGCCUACGGUGUGGGGCACGUUUUAAACGAUGUGUGUGCGUCCAUGUGGUUUACCUAUUUACUCGUAUUUUUCCACCUAGUUCUACAAUUCAAUAACUGGCAGGCUGGUUUUAUGCUCCUCGUUGGCCAGGUCGCAGACGCUGUCUCCACCCCCUUUGUGGGGUUCCACUCCGACCAGUCCGACAAUUUCUGGCUGUGCCGAUACGGAAGGCGAAAAACUUGGCAUUUAGUCGGCACUGUAUGCGUCGUAGUGACUUUUCCCUUCAUUUUCUCUCCUUGUAUAGGCUGUAAAGAUAGUCACCAAUGGGCCCAAAUCUUUUACUACUGUGUUUUUAUCACGAUUUUCCAAUUCGGGUGGGCUUCUGUGCAAAUUUCUCAUCUCUCCCUCAUACCGGAAUUAACUCCAAAUGAGCACGACCGCACCAAACUCACUGCUAUUAGAUAUUGUUUUACGGUCGUUUCGAAUCUCUUAGUUUAUGUCAUAACGUGGGGUAUUUUGCAUAUAAGUAGUGGAGAGGAGUCAAAAAUCGGGCCGGGGGAUGCCCCCAAAUUCCAACAUGUUGUUUGGACAGGCCUAACUCUGGGGAUUUUUUGUUCGGUGAUAUUUCACGUAUUUGUCAAAGAGGAAGGCGCUUCUGGUAGCAAUGAUGUCAGGGGGACGUCGCUGCGGACCCCAAUUGCGGAUAUUUUACGCUCAGUUGAAGUCUAUCAGGUUGCAGUAGUGUACAUGUCGACCCGACUUUUUGUCAAUUUGACUCAAGUUUUCAUCCCUUUGUAUCUCCACGAGACCCUUGAUAUGGCAGCAAGUGCUUUAGCCCUGAUCCCUUUAAUUAUGUUUAUCGGAAGUUUCAUAACCUCAAUGACUAUUGAAAAAUUAAAUCGCUGUUUGGGCCGGAAGCUCUCAUACAUUUUGGGUGUUAUAAUGGGGGUUGCUGCCUGUAUUUGGAUCAAGUGUGGCUCCAAUGAUGAAUUAAAGUCGUCCCAAAUUUACAUAAUUGCAGUUUUGAUCGGGUCCGGUGGUUCUAUAACCCUUGUUACUAGUCUUGGUAUUACUGCGGAUCUUAUCGGUGAUAAGACAAGUAGUGGUGCUUUCGUAUACGGAAUUAUGAGUUUUACUGAUAAACUUGCAAAUGGGAUCGCUGUUGUGAUUAUCCAAGAUUUGCAUAAGGAUUCUUCCAAUACGGGAUACUAUAGAGACGUAUUGACGUAUGUGUGUGGAGGGUCGGCACUUCUUGGAGCUUUAGCUGUGAUAUCUUUCCUUAAGAAAGUAAGAGGAGCACUUUCCAGACCCUUUAGGAUAUGAAAACGUCCCCAAUUAUAACAGUAUUAAUGCGGACGUACUUUCGGUCGCAACUGAAGAUAUACAACCGUCUCUUAUUUCAUAGUGCAAUACUCAUAAAGCUGAUUUUUAUUUAUUAACAGAAUGGAUAAUAUAUUUUUAUAAAAUUCUAUUACAAUUUGUAUUACUAGUUGUUAUCAAUUAAUAAAAAAUAAUAAAACA